AAACCAUAAUCUCCACAAGCCUCUCCCAUACUACUAUUCUAACUUCUGUAUCUGUUUGUUCCCUCUCCCCAUCAGAUCCUGCAAGCUUUAAACAAAAACAAAAGCUUCAACUUUGUGGAAAGAACAAAAUGACUUGUCGAUGAAAAUCUGGACACAGUUUUUUUAUUUAUCCAAUGAACAGAAACGUGCUCUCCUGUCAUAAGUGAAGAAGCUGGUAAGAACCAGCAAUCACAAAAUCCCAAGUAACCUUGACCUCAUUGGACUUUCUUCAGGGGUAAAUUCAAAGGAUUCAUACACUACAAUACCAGGGUUGCUGGAAUGGAAUAGCUGGAUCAUUUAAAAAGCAGGAAGGUUGGAUUGCCUCUCGUAUUCCCAUUUCUCUGUUAGCCAAGCAAUAUAACUAGAUAGAUGACAAUCCGUCCGUUCCUCCUCCUCCUCCUCCUCCUCCCACUUUACCCGUCCAUCUUCUGGCUAUUCAUCCGUCCGAGUAACAUAGCCUAAAUAUGUUAAUGUUUGAUCUCUUUAAUUACUAGAUGAGGUUGGAAAGUGGUUUGGGGACAUUUUGCCAUCAAGCGGAAAACUCACUGUGAAAGGAAGGGUAGCAGAGAUUCAAAUCAAAUUGCUAUAGAUAUUUGUGUAAGAAACAAAACGAUGAAACUAGAGAGUUGGUUAUUAAGGUAAGGGGUUCAUGACAUGGAGCUAUAGCCCACCAGUUUUUAUGAUAUUGUAUAUAAUAGAAAAGAAAAAACAGUGGCCUCCUUAUCUUCUCGUAAUCCAAAUAACAACCAUACAAAACCCUCACUCACUUUCGGUUUCAGUUAGUUAACCCGCUCCAAAACCCCCAGAACCAUGCUUUACUCUCUCUCCCUGCCAUCCUCCUCUCCCUCCUAUCCACCGGCGAAACCCCUAAAACCCCGUCAUCUCUCUCCCUCUCCCCACCCUUCCCAUUAUAUCAAAUUCCGCACAGCUCACCAUGAAAACCUCAGGUACCUCAAAGCCAUUGGUGUUAUUGGUCCCAACAGCAAAUCUCGCCAAUUCCCUACCCCUGAUGCCAUAUCUCACAUCCUUGCCACCCUCAAAUUUUUUGAGUCCAAAGGCUUCUUGGAGACCGACUUUGCUAGGCUCACAUUUCUAUGCCCAGAACUUUUAUCUCUCAACUUUGACAUCACUGACAUUGAGCCUGUGUUCCAAUUCUUGACCGACGAUUUACAUGCUUCUGUUCAAGAAUCGAGGGGUUUGGUCAUCAAGUGUCCUCGACUACUCUUCUCUGAUGUGGAAUAUUUCCUUAGGCCUACUCUUAAUUACCUGAGGCAAUUAGGGGUGAAUAAGUUGAAUGUUCCUAGUAAUUUGAAUGCACAUCUUUUGAACAUCCGCGUAGAGAAAAUGCAAGUGAGGUUCGAGUUUUUACGAAGCAUAGGUUUUUCACAUGAUGAGGCUGCAAAUAUUUGUGGAAGAUUGCCUGCAAUAUUUGGGUACAGCAUUGAAAACAAUCUGAGACCCAAAGUUGAGUAUUUGGUGGAUGAGAUGAAGAGGAGUUUGGAUGAGCUGAAGGAGUUUCCUCAAUAUUUUGCUUUCAGUUUGGAAAAGAAGAUAAUGCCAAGGCACUUGCAUCUGAAGAGAAGGAAUGUCAAGAUCAAAUUGAACAGGAUGCUGUUGUGGAGUGAUGGAAGAUUCUAUGGAAAAUGGAAACGAUGAUUUGAGAACAGAUAUUGAACAAAGUGGGGCUGCAAAAUUCUCCAAAACCAUUUCAUUAUUUAAAGGUAAACAUAAACGUACAACAGAUGAGCAACAAGGCAUGUGGGAAAGAAGAGCAGGGGGGAAACCCAACCUGAGUGCCCUGCAAAAGUGUGUAAGCAUGUCUUCCCUUUCCAAAGUUUUAAAGUUGUGUCAGUUGAACCUACAUUGUCAUGGAAAGAAAAGUCAAGUUGUUGGUUUAGUGUUUGGCACACAAAACCAAACCAUUGGAUCCAUGUAUUUGAAUAUGAAAUGGAGAACGAUUAAGAGUUCGAAUUAAUAAUGGAAAGAUUAAGAAAAA
Messenger RNA from Populus trichocarpa (black cottonwood), 2035 nucleotides. RefSeq names its product transcription termination factor MTEF1, chloroplastic. Gene Ontology annotation, molecular function: double-stranded DNA binding. NCBI's taxonomy places the organism in Eukaryota, Viridiplantae, Streptophyta, Magnoliopsida, Malpighiales, Salicaceae. Gene Ontology annotation, biological process: regulation of DNA-templated transcription. The transcript is spliced from 2 exons. The record is from RefSeq and is a predicted model, not a curated record. Bases 850 to 1695 code for a protein of 281 amino acids.